GUAUAAAUGAAAUCAGACUGAAAGAACGAACUGAAUUGUGAAAAUGUGCAGCACAGUUUUUAUGCAUGAUUAAUAUAAUACGGGAACUCUAUGAAUGAUUGCUGAUGACUGUAUAUGAUGGAGGAUUUCAGGAAGACGUACCUUCGCCUGUGUAAAGAGAGCGGCUUGGAGCCGCAGGAAUCCAUCCUCAAUCAGUUGCACAACGUGCGGGCAGCAGGGGACAGUGCUCGGCUUGACCUCUCCACGCAGACCCUCUCUGUCGACACCUGUGCUGUCCUCGGCAGAGUGCUGUACAAUGAUGUCUUGUUCACCGAAGUGGUGCUCAGCGACUGCAUGCUCACCGAAGAAGGUGUCAAGCUGCUGUUGCACGGGCUUUGUUCCAACACUACUGUUAAAGUGUUAGAUUUAAAGGGUAACAAUAUGAGAGCUGUCGGUUCAGAAGCAUUGGGUAAAUUACUGCGACAGAACAAGUCAAUUCGAAGGCUAACACUGGAGUGGAAUGCCCUAGGAAUGUGGGGAGAGGCAUUCUCUAUAUUCUGCGAAGGUCUGGGAUCCAACGAGGCUCUCAAACAGCUGGACCUCCGCAACAACCAGAUUAACCACCAGGGGGCAGGAGAGUUAGCUAUGGCACUAAAGAGGAACACCACACUGCAAGAGCUUGAUCUUCGCUGGAAUAAUAUUGGGCUGCUUGGAGGGCGCUCAUUGCUGGAGUGCCUGCAGCAGAAUAGGACGCUGCUACAGCUGGAGAUGGCAGGCAACAACGUUCCCAGUGACACACUGAAAGCAGUUGAGCAGUCUAUAGAUCACAACUGCGACCGGAAGUCCACUCUGAAGGAGAGCCGCAGCAAGACCCAGGUGCUCAGCAAGGAGAUUCAGAGCCUGAGAGAGGAGAAGGGCAAACAGUUCUUGAAUAUGAUGGAGACCAUCGAUAAGCAAAGAGAGGAUUUGGGCAGAAGCAGCAGAAUGUCUGCGGUACGAGUGGGCCAGUUGCAGGAGGCGCUGAAUGAAAGAAAGUCUGCAGUGAAUUCUCUAAAAGCGAAGUUGCAGAUGACUGAGGCUGCCCUGGCACUAUCAGAGCAGAAGUCACAUGACCUGGGGGAGCUGCUGAGCAGAGUGAAGCUGGAGAAGUCAGAGCUGAAAGAGAGACAGUCCAGGGAGAUGAAUAAGGAGCAGGAGGAGGCUGUCAUAAGAGAAGGUAAACUUAUCAGGGAGCUACACAUUUCAACUGAGAAGACACUGCACCUGAAAAGCAAGGUAGAUGAGCUGGAGCGGAGAUGUAAAGCUCAGCAGGAUCACAUCUUCGACCUGAAACAAGAAUUCACAAACUCCACGGCAGAGCUCAAACUCCGGCUAGCCCAGGCAGAAGAGCGUUUGGAAGCUGAGAAGAAAAGAUCCAAACAGACACUAGAUGAUGCUGAAAAUCUAAGGCAAAAAGAGGUGGAUCAUCUAAACCGUCACAGAGAGGAGAGUGAGAGAUCUCUGCAGGACCGGGUUCAGAAGCUAGAAGGGAUCCGGAUUCAACUUGAAGAAGAGCUGAGCCGAGUCAAAGCACUGUCUGUAACAGAGCGGGCCCAGUCAGAAGAGGAGCUGAUUAAAGUCAGGAAUCAAGUGCGACUGGAGGAGCAACAGCGAGUGAGCCACUUGGAGGAGAAGCUGAGACUCCUGACCCAGUCCCGGGAUGAGUCCCAGAUUCACUGCACCCAGCAGAAACAGACUGUCAGUGAGCUGCAGGCCAAGAACAACCACCUGGCCCUGGAGAUGGAGGGGCUGAAGCGCAGGAUCGAGGAGCUGCAGCAGGAGCUGGGUGGGAAGGAGCAGGAGAAGGUGGCUGAGGUGAACAAGGUGCGGGUGGAGCUGCAAGAGCAGAUUGGUCACCUGCAGGCAGAGAGGGCCACGCAGGGGGGCCUGAAGGAGAAGAUUGCAGCGCUGGAGAGAGAGUUGAAAGUGCAAACAAGCAACCACCGGGAGGCACUGCUGGAUAAGGAAAGCGAGAUUUCCUCCCUGCUGGAGAAACUGCGACUGAAAGACGGCGAGAUCAUGCGAAUGCGAGAGGAUGAAGCCCAGCGAGCCAGCUUUCUUCAGAAAGCAAUCCUUACCUACGUACAAGGCUCUCCUCUGGGCAGCUGUAGCCCAAAGAAAUGAGUUUGAGCAUUGCAACAAACAGCUACCUGGACUGAUUCUAAUACCUGUCAUAGGUUUUUUUUUUCAAUCUUUAUAGACUUACAAUGUUAGAGGCCUAGUUACUUUAACUUUCUCUGUGAUCUUAUCUGUUUACAUGGCUGAUUAAGCCAUGGUCUAUUAGCUGUUUCUAACAGUCUGGUGUUCCCUCAGCUGUUGCCUGAACUAUUUUCUUAAUGAAGACCCAGAAGCAGGUGGGCAUGACAAGGUAUGAUGGAACCCCCUCCCUGUUGCACAAAAACAGUGAUAAAAGGGGCCUUUACUUUUAGAAAUACCAGGUGUUAUGCUGCAUAUAGCAAUACAGCCACAGUGUCUUAAUACAUACAUUAUUAUAAAGCAAUAUAAAGCUGAAACAACAGCACUGUAUCAUCUUUUAAGCCAUUUCUUCGAUUUUAUAUGUGCUGAUUUGUGAACUUAGUAAAUCAGUUACAGUUUACAAUGCAACUUUACAUGAUUAUUAAUGACAAUAAAAAAUGUAUUACAUUUCAAUGUUCUACAGGGUUUUAAAAAACGUGUGUGUGU
This is a messenger RNA of Polyodon spathula (Mississippi paddlefish), 2700 nucleotides long. RefSeq names its product leucine rich repeat containing 45 (gene lrrc45). The transcript has 18 exons. The coding region runs from base 115 to 2142 and encodes 675 amino acids. Gene Ontology annotation, molecular function: protein binding. NCBI's taxonomy places the organism in Eukaryota, Metazoa, Chordata, Actinopteri, Acipenseriformes, Polyodontidae. Gene Ontology annotation, cellular component: centrosome. The record is from RefSeq and is a predicted model, not a curated record.